CAGAGCUGAUAUUAUUGGUCCCAAAAAAAAAAGUCUCAGAAUUGGGCUGCCUGUGUUAAACGCAGCCCAUGAUUCGAAUCAGCCAAUUGUCAGUGGGCUCACCUGAUUGCAGAUCUGAGAUAUGUGUGUGUGCCGCAACGAGAGGUCAUUUGGAACGAGCGGGGAGAACAACACACACACACUCUUAUUGGUAUCCGAGUGCCUAUAUCCGAUCACGUUGUUUUACCUGGCUCUCUGCUGUCGAUGUUCAGAAGCUGCCAAAAUGACCAUCAAGAAAAGUAAAACCGUCGCCUUUGAAAGCCAUGCUGGGGAUUUAACUGCGUUGUGUUGCAUGAAUGAUUGGAUGAUUGCAGUGGUUCUCGCUAUUCUUGCCAUAAUGUCUGUAUGGGCUGCAAUGAUCAUAUACAGAUCUAUACAGACACUGAAAGGUCCGAGAAGAAAGGUCGAUGAUGACACUAUUCUGGUAACUGAAAAGGACGGAAAAGAGACUACAAACGAAGAAGCACCCCUCUCUUGUGUCGAGUCAACAGAGGAGACUGCGGUGGUUCCAGAAGCACUGGAAAACUGGGAUGGAGAGGGAUGGAGGAGAGAGCCCAUGAUACGGAUCCCAACAAUCAAUGAGGAUGUAGAACCCAUUGAGAGGAUCCCAACAACAACCAAUGAGAAUGUAGAACCAAUUGAGACGAUCCCAACAACCAAUGAGGAUGUAGAACCCAUUGAGAGGAUCCCAUCAAUAACCAAUGAGGAUCUAGAAACCAUUAAACGGAGAACAACCGAGGGGAGCGAUGGUCCUUAUGCUGAGAGGCAGAUUGAGUUUCACCUCUGCUCUCCACCUGAAGAGCACUGUGGAGGCUUAUGUCAGGACGACUCCCAGUCCCAGACGGACCAUACCCAGGAUAAGGAGGAGCAGACCACUACCAGUCACCGUUCCCUCAGUGACCUAAACAGUCAAUCUGGACAGAUGAAGGAUACAGAAGUGUAUAACCCGGAAGAGGAGGGUUUGAAGGAAGUUGAACUGAGGGAUGAUUGUCAACGUGAGGGCACAGAGGCGCCUGAGGCUAGCCGUCUGCAUGCCUCUGCCAACGAGUCUCCGGAAGAUCCAGAAGAUGGAAAUGAAACUCUCCCUGACACGAUGUUGACUGACUCUGACCUUCAAGAACCUGACCAUGUGUGUUAUACAGAGAUACAGGAAGUAAAAUACCCAGAUGAUGACAUGACCAGCCAUGUUGCCACAGAGAUGAUAUUGAGUGACACUGACCCUCCAGAACCCCUGCCUGGACAUCUGUGUGGUACGGAUAUAGGUGAAGUUGUAUGUUCAGAAGAUUAUGUGAACAGCUUAGUUACCAUCAUGCCUCUAGAAGAGCGGCCUGACAUGAUCUUGACUGACAAUGAUGUUAACAAACGUCUGGCUGACUUUGUGCAUGAGGAGGCAGUAGAAUGUUCGGAUGAUCGAGACAGCCAUGUUGCUUUUGCCAACACCCAGGAAAGUCCAGAAAAUUUGACAUUGAGUGACGCAGACCUUCAAGAAUAUGACCAACUGUCUGUUACAGAGAUCCAGGAAGUAAAAUGCCCAGGUGCUGACAUGAUGACCAGCCAUGUGGAGGUGAUCUAUGAGAAGACUAGAACCAUGGAAGGUGACAUGCAAGCUGACAUGGAAGCUAUGGUUGAGGAUCUCUGCAGUCACUUCCCACAAGUGGUCGAUGAUCAUUCUGCAGGUUUUGAAUAUUGUGAUGUGGCGAAAAGAGAAGGUCUUGAUGUCCAUGGAAACGAUCAACAACGGGCUCAAAGCUGGAAUACAACCGGGAUUGACCCUACAGAGAGGAUGACGAGAAACCCUCAGGAACUGUUUGACAAACAACAUCUGAAUAAACAGCCAGACAGUCUCCGCAGUGAUCCCAACAGAGACUGUGUUCUUCAUGACAACGUGAUGGAAGGGUUAAGCAGGGAGCCCAUGGAGGCUCGAGACACCCAUGUGGUUUCUGAGCGGAAGGGAGAGGGGGUUAGUACGAGCAUAGACACACAGGUGGAGAAGAGUUGUCAGAAAGUUGAAAUAAACAUCAUGGAAGCCACAAUGGACUACAAUGAAUGGAUGACUGUAAGUGGCACGGACGCAGAGGUUAACACUGACACUCCCUGGGUGAAGAUAAUCUACUCGUCCGUCGAAUGCUCUACUGUAGCAGAGCAUCAUCCCACAGAAACUCGGCGUGAUUCACAUUAUUCAACAAUGGCUGACGCACCCGCAUCAAAGGUCAAAGAAACUGGAACCACACCUGUAUCACUAGAUGGAGACCUGCAGGGGAAUAAGAAGAUGGCAGCUGUGCCUCCUAUCAUACCCCAUGCAGUACAGGUGAGGUUCUGCAUCCACUACCACACCCAGUCUCCCUGGCAGGAACUGGCUGUGACUGGAAACCAGCCGGAGCUGGGGAGCUGGACGGCCUUCGUUCCACUGGAGAGGGGCCAGGACGGGUUCUGGGCCAGCUGGGUCGCCCUCCCUGCGGAGAGACUGGUGGAGUGGAAGUUCGUGCUGGUGGAGAAUGGAGAAAUCCAUCGCUGGGAGGAGAGCGGGAACAGACACCUGGAAACAGGUCAUGGUGGUGGGGAGGUGACGCUCAACAGGUGGUGGGGCUACCUCUGAGUGAGCGACCGGUGGGGAGGGUAGUGAACGGCACUAGCGGUCGUUCUCUUCACCAGCGUACUACUAAGAAUGCAUGCCUAAUAUAUUCUAAGUGGUGUGCUAGUGUGGCUGUUGAAACCGGAUCAGUGUGGCUCUCACAUAGGGAGAGGACUGACUGGCGCAAAGCGUUGUUUAUAGAGAACUUGGUUGCAUCCCAAUUCUCUCCCCUUCACCCUGAAGUGUGCCCUAAUUCUCUCCCCUUCACCCUGAAGUGUGCCCUAAUUCUCUCCCCUUCACCCUGAAGUGAGCCCUAAUUCUCUCCCCUUCACCCUGAAGUGUGCCCUAAUUCUCUCCCCUUCAUGCAUUUGAUUAAGCCUGGGGAUAUAGGGAGUUUCCAACAUAAUCCUUUUUCUUUUUACAAGGAAGUAAAGAAGUGCACACUUUGUGAAAAGGGGAGUUAAACCCCAUGUAUCUGAUCAGGACUCUGUCCCUCUAUGUACUGUAUUAUAGCAAUACAUCUAUUAUGCCAGUUGCACAUCUGUUAAGUGAAUGACGUUAUGCGAGGGUAGAGUUCGAUGAAUGUCAAUAUAGUAUGGAGCUUGGAUAUUGUCAUUGUAUGAUUUAUUCACUUUUUUUCAAUAGAGCAGCUCUGUGUACUACUUCGGGCUUCUAUACCAGCAGUAUUUGUGCUGUGGCAGUAUAGCAAUAAUAAUCACAGCAAUAAGUGUUAUCCAGGUAUUUUACAUGUUUUACCGUAGUUACUCGGACUGCCUUGUGAUUUGUGAAAUGGGCUGUUUGUAUUUACCCAAAUAGAAUGGUGUACUCACAAGCAUCAACCGAUUUAUAGGUCAGUGAAUUGUUAUUAUGCAAAUACUGUGACGCUGGAAUUUAAACGUCAUAUUCGUACUUCAGAUCUUAGCUUCUUGAAUUAUAUUUGUAUGUAUCAUCCACACACAGUCUCUUGGAACCUUUUUGAUAAUACAUUUAUCAGUGUUCAUUAAUAUUAGUUUUUUUUUGUUUUGACGUGUUAACUCACUUUAAUUGUUUUGUUUACUUACCUUCAAUUGUAAUAAUGUGUUUUGGUUCUCCUAAGUUGUAAUCUUUUUUUAUAAUAAAAUGUCUUACGAUUGCAACGUUGUGGUUAAUGUACUAAAUGUUUAGGUGAAGGAGUGUUCUGACCAAUUAUCCAAUAAUAAACAUAUUUUCCUGGAAUGCA
Molecule: messenger RNA, 3830 nt
Organism: Coregonus clupeaformis (lake whitefish)
Lineage: Eukaryota; Metazoa; Chordata; Actinopteri; Salmoniformes; Salmonidae
Gene: stbd1
Product: starch binding domain 1
Exons: 2
Coding region: 122-2635 (837 amino acids)
Cellular component (GO): membrane
Molecular function (GO): starch binding
Source: RefSeq, a predicted model, not a curated record